GUGUGGGUGGUCAUAUCUGAGUAUGAAUUUCGCGCUACUUUUUAAACCAAAACUUAUCCGGAUACCCCGGAUAAUACCACGUCAAAAAGGGCUUGUUAAAUAUGUCUCGCCAGAAGACGAACUGGAAUCAACGCAACAGCUCUUGGCACGCAUCCCGCUGCACAACCGAACCUACGGCUGCGAGGCGGCGGAGGCUGAACUGCAGCUCUUUCCAUUCACGUAGUCGAGCUUUAACCAUCGCGUCCGAGUUGGACAAAUGCAUGAGCCCCACGACAACGUACUGGGAUUGAAUCCCUGACCCGUUCGCCAGUGUCGUGAGAAGGAUGGCUUGUGUCCGUUCAGAUUGCAGCACGUUCCAUGCUACGUCAUCGUCGCUGUCUUGUCGCCCACGGCGCGCCAACGCGAGCGCAAGAAACGACAGCACGGCAGCAGCAAUAUCUUUGUGCUCAACCUUGGCUGUCGGGCUUCCCAACACAUCCACCAUCGCAGGUAAGCCCCCCAACGCGAUGAUCUUUGCAGCGAGUUUGGACCGCUGGGCCAUUCCAAAUAGUAUUUCUAACGCUGGCGUUGACCCGCUGUCCAUCUUUCGUACGGCUUCGAGCAAGUCGGGGACAUUUGCAGCAGCAGAUUCGGACAAGCUGAGCUUUCGGUUGGCUUCGUCUGGAGCUGUGGGAACCUCCGUGCCUAUGGAGUGCCGCCGAGGCUUCGAACUGUAACCCGACUGUGUUAGGUGGUCAUUCGUGUCGACGCCGGUGAUUGAGCCCUUUCGACGCGGCACUUUUUCGAUUGUGGGUCUGGGUGACAUGGGCGCAUGCAGCAUUGUCACCGCCGCCACGUAAAUGGGAAGAAUGAUGAAGGAAGGAGCCGAGUCGGCAACCGCGAGGGCGACUUCGUACUCGAGGAGCAGAUUGUCGGCGGUAUGGUCCAACGACUCAUCGCGGCAUUUUGCCAACCCCGCGUGGGACAACAGGGCGAGAAAGACGCGGCUCUGAGUGAGUCCUCGGAGGAACCCUUCCUUCCACGGUUCGCCAGUUUUGAGACUCAUGCGGUCCAAAAAUGGGUGAAGGUUGCGAGUUUUUAGGUGAAGGUACAAUUUCUCGGCCAGGCCUUUUUCACUUGCGACGCGGUAAUUGAUGAAACAAUCGUACGACGUGACCCCGUCGCAUCGAGAAGGGCCGACGGCAUGGCAAAUGGCGUCGAGAACUGCAGAGAGAUCGUCCGGGUCGAUCAAAUGCACGCCUUGGUAAGCCAAGAGACGGCCCAGAAGGAUGCUAGGUGGCUGGGUCACGCGAGUUGGGAUCGAUGGAUCCAAGUUUGGCUGUCGGGGUGCAUUCAGCGCAGGCGUACCCACUGGACGCUUUAGCUUGGUGAGGUGCAUGCCGAGCAGCUUGCGAUGUGCCUUGCUCAGGAUACCCACGUCCAAGAGCAACCCGUCCAGGUCGGACUCGGUCAAGAUUGCGAGGAUGCUGCCAUCGAUCCCGUUUCGUACAAACGUAUCCGCGUAUUCCUUAUAUGCAUCCCCCAGCUUCGCGACCUGGUAGGCCACGUCAUGCGCGCUCAGGGUCUGCAGUGACGCCCCUGCUCCCAUCUUCCUCAAUGACCUGGCACAACAAUGGCGACU
Aphanomyces invadans is the source of this 1621-nucleotide messenger RNA. RefSeq lists its product as hypothetical. The record is from RefSeq and is a predicted model, not a curated record. The transcript has 2 exons. NCBI's taxonomy places the organism in Eukaryota, Oomycota, Saprolegniomycetes, Saprolegniales, Verrucalvaceae. The coding region runs from base 324 to 716 and encodes 130 amino acids.